Messenger RNA from Pieris rapae (cabbage white), 9768 nucleotides. RefSeq lists its product as uncharacterized. The record is from RefSeq and is a predicted model, not a curated record. The coding region runs from base 395 to 8422 and encodes 2675 amino acids. Lineage: Eukaryota; Metazoa; Arthropoda; Insecta; Lepidoptera; Pieridae. The transcript is spliced from 14 exons.
UGCAGUUUACCAACACGAGUCACGACAAUGGCCGAAUUGUCCGAAUAAGAUAUUUUUUUUUGGCUCAUAGCUGAAACCUGCCAUGUCUUUGGUUUUAAAAAUGGCGUAUACAAGCUUUUUGUUUGCCGGUUUACGCCAUUGAAUGAAUAUUUUUCAAGAUUCUGUGUGUGCUCGAACGACCCUAUUGCAUCGUAAUAUGAAAAAACAGUACAUGUGUAGAUACAAUAUUCUGCACCAUGGAUUCGUGGACAUAUUUUCAUAGCGUUAUGGUGAAUUAGAAUGGUGCCUGUGGUUUGUCAAGCUCUCACGUCGUCAGGUUACCCGUAUGUAACGUAAAUAUCAUUCUACGGGAGUUUAAUAUUUCGAAUAUGUUAGCAUCGACAAAUACUAGAUAAUGGAGAGUUCUGAAGACGAUGCGGGCACCGCAACAAGCGCUUCCCGCCGCGAAUCGGCGCGGGAAAAGGAUCUCGGACGCCUCGAAGACGUCGAUGCAACUAGUAGUAUUCAACAAGAUACAUCUGAACUCAGGACAUCGUGUCAAACCCCCGCUAUGUCUGAGGAUAAUUUCGAUGGGGACAGCGUUCCUUCGCCAUCGACACACGAUGUCAACACUAGCACUGAGGCGAUACUGGAUAUGAUAGAUGAGAUUGUUGAUGGGCCUGGUGCUCCGAAACGCUUACCUUUAUUAUUAGAUACGGAUGCUGAGAGUGCGCCUACCAGUUGUGAACAGCAAAAUGAGCAAACUUUAAAAUCUGCCUCUCCUGAACCUGAAUUAAGUUUAAGCUCUACUUCUUUUAGAAAAAAUCAUAAUUCAAAUGUUGAAAAUGUAGAAAGUGAUACGAAGUGUACACCAAAAACUCAAAAUGAAGACUUUUCCACUCAAUCUAUUCCCUGUGAUAGUGUUAAAAAUUCCCACACUGAUGAUGUAAACAUAAACAUUAAGCAUCAAAAUCCAGAGAUUAGUGCAAAUUCUAAACAUGGUUUAAUUGACAAUUGUGAGAGUUCUGCCAGUGAUAAAUCUUGUUUAAAUGAAGUGUCUGAAACUGAUGCAAGAGUAAAAUCAAAUACUGAAUCCAUAGCCUGUGCUUCAACAGACAUUGGUCAAAGUUCAUCUACAGAAAAUGUAACCGUGUGUGCCACAGUCACUGUACCGUCUGUUGAACCUUUAUGUAGUAAAAGUAUUUUAAGCUCAAAUAUUAGGAGUAUUGAAAGAAAUAUUGUCUCCCCUAUAAACAUAGAGAAUCAUAUUAACAUUUCGGAAGUUCAACCAGAGUCUAUUACAUGUGCUUCAACUAACAAUGUUGAAAAUAGUAAUGGUCAACUUAUACAAAAUGCAAUUCACUGUUUACAAAAGGAAGUUGACAGAACUGAAAUUCUGUCUAAUUCAUGUAGUAUGUCGGGUGAUGAUAGACAGAGCUCUCAAAUUGAAAGUGAAAGUUUAAAGUGUAUAAACACAGUUACAAGCCCGAAUAUAGUAUUGAAAGCAAGUAUUUGUGAAUCAAGUGACAAGGUAGAGAGUUCUUCUAAUCUUGAAAUAUUAAGUACUGAUCAUACAUCAAAAUCUGUGGAUUGUGGAAUAGAUGAUAGUCCAAUAAAACUUGAUAUUGAAAGCAGUAGAACUGAAACUAAUAAUUCGUCUAGUAAAAAUGCUCCAGUUCUGGAACAGAGUAAAAGAUCAGAGACAGAGCCCUCCUCUGCUUCAAAUUUGGUUUCUAAAACAUCUUAUGACAACACAUCUAAUAAUGAGUGUAGAAAUGCUCAGGUUAUAGAAAAUUCAGAAACCUCACAGAAUAUCAAAAAUAUUUCCAUGAAUACUUCAAACUCAGAAGGUUUCACAAUUGCUAUAGAUCCUGCAGUAACAAAAGCAGGUCUCUCACUUGAAACCCUAGAAGAUAAUAUAAAAACUGUAGUAAGCAGUAUCCAGCAACCCACCAGCUCAAAAAGCUUGACUGGCCCGUUGCCAAGUAUUCUCUCCAGUGUUACUGAAGGAAGCAUGGCAAUAGAAAUGGAUGAAAGACAUAAGUGUGUAACAACAAGUGACAAAAGGGACAAAGUUGUUGUUGAAAGUGCUGAGUCCACGUCUAGUGACUGUAGUGCAAGUGAAGUGAAAUCUUAUAGUGUAGAAUCUAUGACAAGAAUACCGUUAAAAAGAAGGUUAGUGCGAACUGCUCUUACGCGGCCAGACUCAACAGUAUCCUCCACAGUUGAUUCAAGUGUAAAUCCUCAUACAUCUGAACAUUCAAGUGAGUGUAUUAAGGAUGUAUCUAGUUCUUCAGAUGCUGUAACUGCUGUACAGGAUAGAGAUAAUACCGAAGAAAUUAGAAGUGUCAGUGAAAUAAGUAUUUGCAAAGCAGAAACUUCUACAAGUCCCCAAAAGAAAAUUAGACUUAUUAGAAGAAAAAAUGAUCCUCAAUUAAAUAGUACCCAAUUUGAGAAUUUAAUAAGAGAAAGCGAGGAAUGUGGAUCCACUUCAUCAUGCGAAGGUAAAUUAACUGUAACAAAAGAACAAGUACCUUCUGUAAGUGUUUCAACACACAUUAAAGAGAGUUUGGACUAUAUAUCUUCUCCAGAUAUGACUAAUAAGAGUCAUUUAGAAAAUUCUAAUGAUAGUCCAACCCCUUCAAGUUCUUUAAAGAACUCUGAAAUAAGUAGCGAUCUAGAUAGUAAAGAUUAUGAAAGAGUUCCACCUUUAAAACUACAUAUACCCGAAAGAUCAAGUUAUAAUGUUGAACUAAAAGAAGAAAAACUUGAUGAAUCAGAAAGAACUGUACCCAAGUUAACAAUCAAAGUUAAUAAUACUCAAUGUGAGAAACCAGAUUUAAAAUCUCCAAUACCUAAACUAACCAUAAAGCCUCUUAAAGUACCCAUUUCAGAAGAAAGUGAAAGAAAAUCUGAGGAAAAAGUAUUUAAAGCUAAUAUUACUAAGUUGAAUAUUAAACCCAUACUUAAGCCACCGGAAAAAAUUAAUGAAAUUCAUAGAAAAUCUAGUAGUAGUGAAAUAUCAGAGUCUGAAUACUCAGAAAAUGAUGACAGUACUAGCACGUCAGACCCACCGUCAGCCUCUGAACAAGGACCAUUAGAUGUUGUUCCAAAAGUCACUAUUAAAUUGGGUAAGCCAGGUACCGAUUCUGAAGGUAAAUUUUACACAGAGUCUAACAUUCCAAAACUAACAAUAAAAGGUAUUCAAAGUAGUAAUGAAGAUGGGAGAGAAUCACCCUCAAAAUUAAAACUUGUUGUUUGUCAAUCUGAAGAAAAACAGAUGGAAAAAGUACCAAAAUUGACAAUUAAAUCGGUAAGUAUAUUGGAAAGUCAACCCCUAAGUCCAAAAUUAACUAUUAAGCCAUUAAAGCCACCUGAUGGUCUAAAUAGAGAUAUUAUAUCUGAAGAUAAUCCCCCCAUACCCAAACUUAUUAUUUCAACUGAUUCAUCUAAUUCGGAUCAGAAAGAUCAGAGCCAUGUGCAUAAAGUUACUAUAAAACCUAUUACAAAGCCUGAUACUGAAGCUUUUAGCAAAACACCAAAAAAAACAAUACCGGAAAAUUUAGAAAACAUACCUGUAAUAACAAAAUUAAAUAUUAAACCUAUUAUAAAGCCAGAUAAUAAUUUAGAAGUAUGUAAUAAAAUAGACGAAAAAGUUCCUAUAGUCUCAAAAAUAAAUAUUAAACCUUUAAUAAAACCAAUGGAGGUUGAUUUUUCUAAAGAAGAUAAUAUUCCUAAGGUAACUAAAUUAAACAUUAAACCGAUUAAAAGUCCUGAUGGCAACACAUCUAGAGACACUGAUAGUCAAGAAGUUACAAUAGAGGAGACUAAACCUAUAAUUACAAAGCUAAAUAUUAAACCGAUUUUAAAACCUGAAGAUGAAGACAUUUCUAAAGAAUCUGAAAAUCAUUCAUCUGAAAAUUCUAGUGAUGACAAUAAUGAUAAUAUUCCUAUUGUUACAAAAAUUAAUAUUAAACCCAUAUGUAGACCAAUUGAAUUAGAAGAAACAGAACCAACAAAGGAUGAAAAUAUCCCAAUUGUUCCGAAACUUAUUAUCAAACCUCUAGUGAAGCCAGAUCAGCCAGGACCUCAAUCACCAAAAAAAGAGCGUACUAGUAGUCCAGAUUUGAGAAACCAGAAUAUUCCAGUUGUCACUAAAUUGAAUAUAAAACCUAUAGUAAAACCAGAUGAAAACCAACUAAAGCUUGAAGAUUGUGAAGAUGUUAAAAAUCCUCCCCUGUUGAUGAAAAUUAAUAGAAAAACUAAAUCAGAUUCUGGGAGUGAUUCACAGUACCAUAUUGAUAAAGGUAUGGAUCAGUAUAAUAAUAUUCAUCAUAAUAUACCAAUUAUUUCUAAAUUAAAUGUUAAGUCUAAUUUUAUAGAGUCAAAAUCUGUUUGUAAUGCACAUGAAUCUCUAGAACAAAGUAACUAUGUUCCAAAUGACAACCAGCAUGAUAAGCAAGACUUGGUAUCAAUAGGCACUCUAGGUGAAGUAAAACCAACUCCGGUUAGACAAGCCAACCAACAAGAUUUGAAAUUAAAUCAUAAAGGUGACAUGGAAAAUAAUUUUGAAGAAACUUCUAAUAGAGUACCAUCAACAACUUUAACUAAAGAACUUAAUGAAGGUAGCAUGGAUAGUAAAGGUUUUUCAGAUAAAACUGACAUUAUAUUUAAUUAUCAAAUUAGCAACAUUCAAAAACCUGUGAUAGAAGAAGAAAAACAAUUGACUCAAAGGCAAAAAACCCAACCUAGCAACACAAACUGUACUCUCCUUAAGAAAUUAUUGGAAAACCGCAAGUAUGACAAUAGUAGCUUGAAUAAUGAUAAUAGCCCUAAUACAUCAAACUCAACCUUGCCUAUUCAAACAGGGCAUACCCCAUCAAAUGACUGUUCCAAGCAUGAAAUUAUUGAUUUAUGCAAUCCAAAUGAUGAUAAAAGAGAGUCUUCGCCUGCUCAGUUAAAGAUCCGAUCAAUGCAAGAUUUGUGUAAUGAAGUAAGUGAAAGUGUUACAAAACCUCUAGAAAUUUGUAUUUCUGAUAAAAUAAACCAAUGCUCUGACCAAGAUUCACCAAGAAUAAUAUUAAAGAUUAAUAAGACUGAUCAUGGUGCUUCUGCUAAAAUUAUUACUGAUGAAAUUAUUAAUAAAAACGACACUAAAGGUAUUAGCACAACUGACAGUAUGAUGAUGAACAAAAGAAGACCUAUUUUACUUGGUAGAAAGAAGCAAGAAUCGGAAUCUGCUAAUGUUUCUGAAGGCAAAAAAUUAAGAAGCUCUAGAAUUGUACACAGUCCAGAAAAAUCUCCCUUUCCUAAAAAGAACACUGGAAAAAGGCCUUCAAACUUGGAUUCUUCGAGUAGUCCACCAUCACCUAAAGAAGCUGAACUUUCUGUUCUUGAUUCAAAAAGACUGAAAUUAGGACAACUUUUGUCCAGUAAAACAUUGACAAUUACUCCUGUCGUAGUAUCUAAAACAGGUCCCAUUACUCCAACAGAUUCAUUAGAGAUUAGACAAGCGAAAAUAAAUCAUUCCUUAUUAAAUAACGAAAAUUGUUCUAAAAAUGGUAGUUCAAAAUUACAUAACAUUCUGUCAAACCUACAAGCAAAACAACAGCUUAAAGUGAUGCCGUUAAAUGAUGUUCAUUCGGAAAGAAAGCACAGUGAGAGUCCUGAAUUAAAAUCGGGUGGGACAUCAUUAGAUAGUGACCCUAAUAUUCAAGUGGAAAGUGAACCUCAGAACUGUGACGAGAUCAGAGACACUUUAUUUCAAGAAAGCGCUGCAACCCGAGAUUAUAACAUAACACCUGAUCCAUUAUCUCAGGAUCCACUCGAAGUAGGUACUUUGAAAGGAUCUCCAGACAUUACUGCGGAGGAUGCUGAAAAGAUCCCAUCAAUCGUAGAAAUGACACCUCAACCUAAGAAACGUGGCCGUCCAAGAAAAUUGCCUGUUUCAGAAGGAGCGAAACCUUUAGUUCUACCAACACCAGCACUAGAGGAGAGGCCCCAGCGAUCAUUACGCCUGUCAAGAGAUCGACCAGUGCUCAUCGUGAAACCGAGAGGCAGAGGCCGCGGGCGGGGUCGUCGGAUGGAUCCCGAGCUGACGCCAUCGCAAGAUGCUGGAGUGGUGGAGACCGCUAAUAAAUUCUUUGAUGAAAAAACAGAGGAGAUCGACCCGACCAGUUCUCGAAUAAAGCUACCGCGAAUGACGGAAGCAUUGGACAAAAUGCCUUCGUCAUGUGCCACCCCGCUGACGAGUAGACGAAGGACUUCAUCGUCGUCCACGAGCGAUAUGCCCUUCUACAACACGGACACUCCAGAGUUCAAAAUGGUGGACACGUCUCUGCCGCGGAUGGAGGAUCCCUUCGCGAAGUCCCCAGAGAUGUUGGGACGAGGAGGGCGCGGCGGGCGCGGCAGCCGAGGGCGGGGUAGGGCCACUCCUAGAACUCCCCGGGGCAGGGGAAGGGGCCGGGGAGGCGGAAGAGGCGCCAUGUAUAUGAAGGAAACAAUGGGUAUAUACGGACGAGUCUGUGGUCCGGCUACAACCACUGUGCAACUCUUUGAAGAGGAAACCUGCAUGAUGGAUGACAAUGCCACACCUGCCAAACCCUCACAUUUACUCGACGAAGACUCUCAGAGCUCAGUGAAGAGCUCAACAAACGAAAGCAGCAAAACAAAGAAGUCAAAGUUUGCUGAUCUUUUUGACAGCAAUAAAGUGUGGUCGGCGUCAGAUGUCAAAGAGUAUACCUGGCCGCCACCUGAAAACAGAGAUGCGUCAGAGCAACAGGUCAUGAUGAUACAAGAGCAAGUAGCCAUGUUCCUUGGAGUGAAGAGUUUCAAACGACGUUACCCGGAGUUGAAGCGACGUGCCAUUACGGCUGCAGAAAAGGAUUAUGUCCUCAGCAAAGGGAUUGUCACUGAGGCCCUUUGUGAUUUAGGAAUAACGGCGGUAGACGCAAGUGAAGUGCUCGACAUAAUGCUGUCGGACUACCCUCACAAAUACGAAGAAUACAGAUCGUACCAGCGAGAGAAGCAGCUGUCUGAUCCUACUCCGGAGCCAGUGGCCAAAGAAUCUAGAGAGAUCAGGAUGGACAGGGCCAGUGAUAAACCGGAACCACCAAAAGUCGACCCGGAGAAAACUAGACUGAUUAUGGCCGCAGCCGCUAUCGCAUCAGCGAGUGAAUGGAACACUCGUAUGAACGCGUUGAGACGACCAGCCUGCGUGGACCUUCAGAGUCUUACAAUACAACGGCGAAGGGCUCCAACGCCCUCUAACCCCCAAAUAAGGGUUACGCCGCCCCAUGGAUUUUACCCCCACGCGUUAUUGCCCGGACAGUAUCAGCAUACUUACAGGGCGUAUACGUCCGAGCAACUGCGCUAUUUCCCGCUGAACACAGUGGUGGCGGCCCCUCCCGCGCCUCCUUCACCUCAGGUGUCCAGCUCUGAGUCGGAGCCCGACUGGUCCCAUGCCUCUUCCUCUGACAGCGAAGACACGCAUAGGAUGCAUAAGCGUAAAAAACUAACGAAAGUGAAGCGUAGCAGCGAAACAGAAGUGAAUCCUCCCCGAGUAGAGGAACCGGAAGUGGACACAUGUCGCACUUGCAAGCUGCGACUUGAAGCCAACCGGAAGACGACGCAUGAGCGUUUCCUUGUAUGCGCUACUUGCAAUGCUAAAUUACAUCCGGGCUGCGUGGAUCUCUCCCCGGACACGAUCCGCAAAUGUCGCGAGUACGCGUGGCAGUGCGCCGAGUGCAAGACGUGUUGCACGUGCUCGAGGCCCGCAGACGCCAAGAUGAUGUUCUGCGACCUCUGCGACAGAGGGCACCACCUCUACUGCUUGGGACUGCAGCGGGUGCCUGAUGGUCGAUGGCACUGCGCGGAAUGCGCAAUUUGUAAAUCUUGCGGCGGGCGUUCUCCCAGCGGGCCCCAGGCGCCAGGGUCAGACCCCGCCUCGGGGCCCCAGGGCUCAUUGACGGAGCCAGGAGGGCCCCACUGGCACCACCAGACACGGCGGGGCCCUGGUGGACAUAAGGUCUACUCGCAUUCGCUCUGCACUCCCUGUGCCAGAGCGUACCGCAUUGGGCGCUACUGCCCGCUCUGUGAGCGCUCCUUCAUCGGGCCCAAGGGGACCAUGCAGCUCGUCAUUUGUAAGCUCUGCGAUAGGCAACUGCAUCAAGAUUGCGUUAAGCAAACGGUGUCGAGCCUAAACGUGUUGGACUACACCUGCGGCGAGUGCCGUCGCGGCGGGAUCACGUCCCGCGCCGCCGCCGUUCGCCUCGCGCCGCGGACUAUCGCCACUCUGUUCAUGGCCAAGCGCCGCUUCAACAAGUACGCCCAUCGGCAGUACAUGGAGAAGUGCAAAGGCCAGAGCAAGGACUCCUGCCCCGACAGGAACGAGGACGACUCUGACAACGAUUUAGGCGACACUCUCCCCGACGACGGCGACUGAACGGACGUUAAGUGACUUCAGUGCGCCGGUGUAUAGACAGUGUAUCAUAGUGACGUAGUAUCUUAUUCGCUUCGGUAAUACGGUUGUAAGUUGCAUAAAUCUGAUUAUACUUUUUAUUAAUAGCGCCCUAGGGCGGUUAAUCGUAACGUUAGCGGUAGUGAAAGGUCACUAACAUAUAUGUACAGUAAUUUAAUACUAACUUCACUAUGGGUAGCUGGGCAAUCAUACUAUUUUUAAUAUUAAUAGUUUUCUAAUGUUCGCUGCAAGUGUAUCUCUUAGCGGAUGAGAUUGUGUGCCGUUAUUUUGUUAUGAACCGAAUAUGUGUAACCUUUCCGCGAACGAAUCUGUAAAAAUCUGCCUUUACGCAUUUGUUGUCGAAUCGAAAUACAAAAUGGUGGACGAGACAGUGUGCAGUGAGUAUUUUUUUAACUUUUCUUUUCAUCAUUAAGGUAUUUAUUUUAGUUAUACAUUGUGGAUACAUCUGUAUACAAACAUUUAGCCGAGAAAAUAAUUAUAAGUUGGCCGCUAUUAUUAGUUACUGUGAUUUACGGAAUUUAUUAUUUUUUAAUUGAUUUUGAAAUUGAUCCCACUCAUUACUCAGUUAAGUUUUACAAAACGCUGUUUUAAAAGUAUAUAGACUUUAACGUAGUUUCUUUGUUUAGAUUAAUAGGGGUGAGUAAUUAUAGUUUUUUUCGUACAGUGUCGAUUUUUAUUUUAAGCUUAGCGUAUCGUUCCAAUGUAAAGCACUCUCAGAGACAAAUAUAAGCAUAAGAUAAAGUGCUGACGGUGGAGAUAUAUUAUUUGUUAGAUUUUGUGUUUCUUUAGUACGAACACCGUGAAAUUCGAGAUCUGUUUAACUUUUUGGUUUAGUGAGCACUUUGUCUCGCUUACAAGUACAAAACAUAGGCUUACUUUCCGGGCCCAGAUUAUAUUUAUCGCGUUCAGGGCACGGCUUCAACGCACUGAUCGAAAUAUACGUAAGGUCAUUCUCCUGUACUUAUGUCCCUCAGCUGUCGCCGUUUCUGCUGCGUGAAAUCCUCCCAAUGUAUUAUACUUUGUAUUAGAUUCAUAGAUCAGAUAACUAAUACAGAUAAGCGUAAUUGUAUAAUGUUUAGUUAUAGUUGCUUUCGUUAUUAAUCAAUAUUUUAGUAUCAAAAAUCAGAAUCAUGUAAUUUUUAUACGACAUGAAUCGUCCGGCGAACGCCGUUUGUAUUUGAACAGAAUAAGACUUACUUGUAAGAGAAAUAAUUAAAGUUUAUGUCUACUUAAUGCAAGUGUAAACGUUCUAGAAAUCUCGCACUGUUCGGUCAAUUUUGUAAAAAAAUAAAGUAAAUUUUAAUUUGAAA